Messenger RNA from Drosophila ficusphila, 1513 nucleotides. RefSeq names its product Bardet-Biedl syndrome 4 protein homolog (gene BBS4). The transcript is spliced from 10 exons. Lineage: Eukaryota; Metazoa; Arthropoda; Insecta; Diptera; Drosophilidae. Gene Ontology annotation, biological process: cilium assembly; protein localization to cilium. Gene Ontology annotation, molecular function: protein binding. Gene Ontology annotation, cellular component: ciliary basal body. The record is from RefSeq and is a predicted model, not a curated record. Bases 53 to 1513 code for a protein of 486 amino acids.
UAAGCUUUUCGUCCUCGCCCACAAAACGCGAAAAAACAGAGAAAACUAAUUCAUGUACGAACUGGGAACGGAGCAGAUCAACUGCAACGGCAAAGUCAUUGAAUUGCCCAGCUUGGAGGUUGUGCGACCAGCUCCCAAAAUGCCCAGCGAUGCCAACAUUGAUUGGCUGCUCCACAUUUAUUUUACUCGCCGCGAGUUCACGCGCUGCCGGCGUCUCAUCAAACGUGAGCUGAAUCGCCAUUUGAAUCCCGAGUACCUGUACUUUGUCCAGGGACUAAUUGACCGUGAAGAGGGCAACAACAUCGAGGCGCUGCGGCAUCUGCAGAAAUCCGUGGAGCUAAAUCCUCGAAACAUCGAAACUUACAAGGAAAUCGGGCGAACGCUCUACAUAAUGGGACGCUUUAGCCAGGCUUUGGGAGUUUUUCGGGAGGCAGAGCAGCGGAGUGGCCGGCAGGACCACGAGAUAUAUCACUAUUUGGGGGAGCUGCUCUUUCGGGCGGCCACAACACAGGGCCAAAAGGAGCUGGCCAACCAGCAACAGGACGAGGCACGUGCCUACUUCGAACUGGCGGUGCAAUCCGGCCGGAAGCUGGAGAGCUACGUCCGGUUGGCGGAGCUGUAUCGCAAGGACAAACAAUACCAGAAGGCCAUCGAUGUCCUGGAAACCUGCCUGCAUUUGACACCCGAGAACUCGGAGGUGCUGAUUGAAAUCAGCGUGUUGUACCUGAAAAUCAACGAGACGCAAAAGGCACACGAUCGUCUGGCGGAAGUCGUCAGCAUCGAGCGAAGGUGCUCGCCCAAGGGACUUUUGGCCUUCGGCGCCAUUUUGCAGUCCCGGAACGACGUCGACGGCGCCCUAAGCAAAUACAGCCAAAUCGCAAACGCUGAGCCGGAAAUUGCCGAGCUCUGGAACAACAUUGGAUUGUGCUUCUUCAAGAAGCAAAAGUUCAUUGUGGCCAUUUCCUCGCUGCGCAAAUCCGUUUGGCUUUCGCCCCUUAAUUACAACGCACUGUACAACCUGAGUUUAAUCUACAUCGCAUCUGAACAAUACGCCAGUGCCUUUCACACACUGGCCGCCGCUAUAAACCUGCGCAAGGAUAAUGCCGAGUGCUACAUGCUUUUGGGCCUGUGUUUGCGUAAGCUGGACGACGUGGAGAACGCGUUUGUGGCCCUGGAAAGGGCCAGUAGCAUGGCAACUGGUCAACCGGGCGGCGGCCGAAAUCCGUUGGUGGUGCUGAACUUUGCCCUCUUUUGCUACGAAACGGGGCGAUUGGCUUUAGCCACCGAGCAGUACAACCGGUUCACCAGCCAGGCGCAGGAUCUGCUGCUGCCCACGGAAUACAAAUUCCAGGCGACCAAGCUGAAAUCCCUUCUGCGUAUCUCGAAUCAGGGCAAUGGCAUCCUGCUUGAUUCCACGGACUUGGAGGAAUCUGAUUUGGGACAAAAUCGAGCCAGGGAUCUGCUGCCGGAUGAACUGCCUUUGGAGGUGAAUGCUGUUGUCGCCCAAAAUUGA